Anthostomella pinea is the source of this 852-nucleotide messenger RNA. The record is from the annotation of a GenBank genome assembly. NCBI's taxonomy places the organism in Eukaryota, Fungi, Ascomycota, Sordariomycetes, Xylariales, Xylariaceae.
AUGGCUGAACAAGGCAAAUACUCUGGGCUCAAAUACUUUCUCGUCUCAUCGCCAUCCGAAUAUGUGGUCCAUGUUGAGAUUAACAGGCCAGCCAAGCUGAACGCCUUUCUCGAGGCCAUGUGGAUUGAGCUUCGCGAAAUAUUUUCAAGACUAUCGCAUGACGAAGAUGUCCGGGCCGUCGUGUUCUCUGGCGUAGGCGACAGGGCGUUCACAGCAGGUCUGGACGUCCAAGCAGCAAGUCAGGAUGGUGCUUUGAAUGGUGACGGUGGUAAAGACGGAGCGAGGAUCGCGACCAGAGUGCGCCGACAUAUCCUCGAGUUCCAAGACUGCAUAAGCCAGAUCGAGAAGUGCGAAAAGCCUGUGAUCUGUGUUAUGCAUGGCAUAUCCAUCGGCCUCGCCAUCGACAUGUCUUGUUGUGCCGACAUCCGGAUAUGCUCGAAAGACGCCAAGUUCGCUGUCAAAGAGGUCGACAUCGGCAUGGCUGCAGACAUCGGGACUCUGAGUCGGCUGCCCAAGAUCGUUUCGAGCUUCUCCUGGGUGAAAGAUGUGUGCCUCUCCGCGAGAGGUUUCGGGGCCGACGAGGCCCUCGCCGUGGGCUUUGUCAGCCAAGCUCUAGAGUCCAAGGCCAAGGCUGUCGAGACUGCGAUCGGGAUGGCAUCCUUGAUAUCCACCAAGAGCCCAGUUGGUGUGCAGGGCACGAAGGAGAUUUUGAACCAUGCCAGAGACAACACCGUUGCAGACAGUCUUAAAUACACGGGCGUAUGGAAUCAAGGAAUGCUACAGUCAGAGGAUUUCAAGGCGGCACUCAUGUCUGGGAUCAAGAAAACCAAACCAAGAUUUGAGAAGCUCUGA